AGUACCCGCUCUGGAACCAUUUGAUACAAAAAUAUUCGAUCGCGUUUCUGAUAAAAACAAGUACUGCUAUACAUACGGUUGUUAAAAAUCAAUUAUAAUUUGGAUGUGAUAAGAUUAAAAAUAAGUGAUUAUUAAUUGUGAUUUUCGUGUUAUUUAUAUCCAAUAAGUGUUUAUAGAAAUUAUUUCGGUGUUUAUGUGAUUUUUACAUAAUGCGGCAUCUUUUGAGUAAGAUGUGAAAUUAGUCAACCUGCGAGCGCUAUGUUGAAGUUAUCACCAUGUUGUUGAAUAUUUGCAAAUCAUGCCAGUACUGUCUGGAAAGUAUGUACUGGUCUUGUUGUGAGGAGAGAUUUUGCUUCGAUAAGAAAAUCGCGACUUAUAAUUUGGAAAAUGAUAAAACUUACGCGAACGGCUACUCGAAUAUGGGAGCAAGUCUCGACAGUGUGGUCACCCAACAACCGAUGAACAAUAACCACCUGCCGCAGGGAGCGAUCGUUGGUAGAGAGAUCAAUGAACUUCCCCUACACGCCGAUAAGCUUUACGAGGUUUUCUCUAAGUCCUUGAUAUUUAGAGAUGAACAUGAAUUAAAGAAAGGAAGCACGAAUUCGUUAGACGAAUUAGAAACGAAGUCUGAACCAGAUUAUUUAUCAGACAAACCAAACAGAACUAAAGUUUACUUCGAAGACGAAGUCGACUCCCCAGUAACUGAUUUUGAAAUAAUGUUCAAAGACGAACUUCUUAUGAAUCACGACAUAUUCAAAAUCGAGGAAGAAGAAGAAGACAAUAAAUCUCAAGAUACUGAAGAAGGAUUAGUUAUGAAUGUUGCUGUUAGGAAGCAAGAUGUAAUAAAACCGAGCACAGUAACAAUUAAAGAUGAACAUAAAAUAACAACACAGCAUCCCAUAUACGAGUAUGACCCUAUUUCAGUGUUACUUACGCCGACUUCACUUACAUUACCAAGAGUCGAAACCGUUAAGGGAAUUCUUCGAACAAAUAGCUCGAAAACGUUAGAUAGAAUGGACAGUGCGGGUAAACUUACAAAACCAAAUCUUAACAGAGUCGAAAGUCUUAAAAAUAUAGAUCCGAAUAAAAUUAACAAAGUCCUCGCAAGAGUACCGCAUAGAAGCGCAUCGUUCUUGAACAUACCGGCUCAUCUAGUUCCUGAUAAGCCUCCACUAACCAAAAGUAAAUCAACUGUCGGAGUGCCAUCCUUAGCAGACAGCGAACUUAAAUUGAGUUCGCUUCCAGACACGCCAAUUAUUAAAAGUAAUAAUUUACCAAGAUUCUUUGCUGAUAGUCCUUCUUUAACCGAAUAUAAGGGUGAAACGAGCUUGCAAAGUAUCAAACAAAAGUCGGCGUUAAUGUUGCAAAUGAACGACUUCAGCAUGCCAAGAUAUUACGGCACUGUAACGAAAUCUUCAGAUCAAAACCCAGUGCAUGAAAGCAAAUCUAUGCCUGACUUAAGAAAUCCUACUUCAACGGGCAAAGUUAGUAAACGCCUUGUUAAAUUUAGGAGCAGAUUAAAGCCAUUAGUCAUAAGAAAAAGUUCAGAAGAAAGACUUUAAAAGGUUUAAGUGAUGGAAAUAAUUUAGUUAGAAAAGGCGACCAAUGAUAGAUUUUAAGAAAAUACGUAUGUACUUCUAAAUACGACCUUUUUAUUAGUAAGGACUUC
Messenger RNA from Vanessa tameamea, 1669 nucleotides. RefSeq lists its product as uncharacterized. The transcript is spliced from 5 exons. The record is from RefSeq and is a predicted model, not a curated record. Lineage: Eukaryota; Metazoa; Arthropoda; Insecta; Lepidoptera; Nymphalidae. The coding region runs from base 276 to 1562 and encodes 428 amino acids.